Molecule: messenger RNA, 954 nt
Organism: Raphanus sativus (radish)
Lineage: Eukaryota; Viridiplantae; Streptophyta; Magnoliopsida; Brassicales; Brassicaceae
Exons: 3
Coding region: 216-611 (131 amino acids)
Source: RefSeq, a predicted model, not a curated record
AACAAAAUACUUCCUCCAAAACAUCGUCUAUAUUGAAACGGAGGGAGUAUCAUUUAGAUAUUUGUUGUACUGUAUGUGGCUUUUAUCAAAUUAUAUAAACCAACGGUCACGAUCCAGUUAUAGUUUUAGCAUUUCUUAACAGUAUAAUAAGAUCAACGGCUCGUAAUAGUAUUAGUGAGAGAGAGUGAGCUCUAAAUCGAGCCGACACUUUACCGAUGAAGGAGGACGACGCCUUGCCGACGUCGGCGACGGCGAAUUCGAAGAAGGAACACUCCGAAUCGGUUUUGUUUGGAGGAGGUCGUUACAAGUUCUAUGCGUUCGCUGCUCUCUUGCUUUUAGCCUUUUGGUCGAUGUUCACCGGUACAGUCACUCUCCGGUUAUCCACCGGGAAUCUAAACCGGUUAUCUGCAGAUCUCGGAGUUCGGAACUACGAUCACCUCGACGCUCUGGAAAUGGAGGAGAGGGAGAGAGUGGUGAAGCGUAUGUGGGACGUGUACACUAACAGUCGUCGGAUCAAGUUGCCUGAGUUUUGGCAAGAGGCAUUCGUCGCUGCUUAUGAAGAGCUUACUAGUGAUGUUCCUGGGGUUAGAGACAAUGCUAUGGGAGGUUAAGGAUAUUACAUUUUAGAGAGCGCAAGGGGUUUGGGAAGAAGCUUCAAGAAGAUUUUACACUAGCCAAGCAGCAAAUAGCUGAUGGUGAUAUGAUAUAUACUGGCGACAACACGUUUACAUAUAAACCUAUGAUCAUUUCUACUUGCUGAAGCCAAAAGAUGAUCCUAUUCAAUUCUAUCGAUUGGUAAUUACAUACAAAUACUUUUAUGAUGUGCUGAAACAUGGAAUCUUUCUGAUAUACGUGUUCUUCAGUACAAAACCAUUGUUGCAAAUCUAAUUUCUGUAAUGCAAACACAACCAAAACAAAAGCACUGAGUUAUACAUUAUCAAAGCGUUUUUUUUU